AUGAGUGCUGCAAAGAUUAUCACUGUUAUCGGAGCUACCGGCAACCAAGGAGGAUCGGUUGCUCGAUCUCUACUCCAGAACGCGGAGUUUAAAGUCCGUGCAAUCACUCGAAACCCUAACUCCGAGGCUAGUCAGAAAUUGACCACCUUGGGAGCUGAGGUGGUCCGAGCCGACGGCUUCAACAGCGAUGAGAUUCUAGCUGCGCUCCAAGGGUCAUGGGGGGCGUUUGUGAACCUUAACUCGGAUGACAAGGGUUUGACAAACCCAGACGGACCUAACGAGUUCGAUCUGGGCAAGUCGAUUAUCGAUGCGGCUGCUGCGGCUGGUGUUCAGCAUCUUGUCUUCAGCUCUGGGCCUAACUGCACGGAGUUGACUAAUGGAAAGGUGAACAUGAAGGCUAUGAACUCGAAGUAUCAAAUUGAGCAAUAUGCCAAGCAGCUGGGCUCCUUCCAGAGCGUCGUUCCCAUCGGCGCAGGAUGGUUCCUCGAGAACUUCCUAGCCAAGGAAGUCGCCCCUGUCUUCGGCGGAUUCCCUCAUUUCCCCAAUAGCGAGGGCAUCCUAGCCUUCCGCACCCCCAAAUGGGGCGGCGAAGAAAACGUCCCCUGGCUUAGCGUCACCGAAGACUUCGGCGAUAUUAUUCACGGCAUCUUCCUCGCCCCGGAGAAAUGGAACAACCGCUUCGUCCACGGAGUCAGCGACCCAGGAAGCUUCCAAUACCUCGUUGAAAGCUUCGAGGCCGCCACGGGACGCAAGUCACGUUUCGAGCCAGUCCUUCCGACGUGGGAGGCGUUUGACACGCACGACAUUCCGGAGCUGGAGGACGUCAAGCUCAUGUUUGGUUUCGCGCAGGAGACCGGUGGUUGGUAUUUCUCGGAACCUACCGAGAAGGAGACGGCGAGGGAGCUGAAACGUGCCACGGCGGUGGCGUUGGGACGACCUGCGGAGCAGCAGGAGUUGGUUUCGGUGAAGGAGUGGUUUGCGACGAGAUUUGCGCUGGUGUGA
Messenger RNA from Aspergillus glaucus CBS 516.65, 1002 nucleotides. RefSeq names its product NmrA/HSCARG family protein. The record is from RefSeq and is a predicted model, not a curated record. NCBI's taxonomy places the organism in Eukaryota, Fungi, Ascomycota, Eurotiomycetes, Eurotiales, Aspergillaceae. Bases 1 to 1002 code for a protein of 333 amino acids. The transcript has 3 exons.